GAAGCCCCAGCAAAUACUUAUUAAUAUCAUCGACUCACUCACGCUUUGGGACAAUCCCUGACAUGACACUUAACUAUCUUAUCAGAUUCUUUUUUUUUUUUUUUUUUUUUCUGGUACGCAGGCCUCUCACUGUUGUGGCCUCUCCCAUUGUGGAGCACAAGCUCCGGAUGCGCAGGCUCAGUGGCCAUGGCUCACGGGCCCAGCCGCUCCAUGGCAUGUGGGAUCUUCCCGGACCGGGACACAAACCCGUGUCCCCUGCAUCAGCAGGCGGACUCUCAACCACCGCUCCACCAGGGAAGCCCCGUCAGGCAGGAUUCUUAACUUUUUUUUUUAAAGCAAUCCAGUGAUUUUAGUGUUAGGUUGUUUUUUGUUUGGAAAAAAUAAGAGGUUACUUCACAGUCUCUGCUUCCUGAAAUGUGGCAUCAGGCUUAAAUAGCUGGGUCAUUUUUUUUUAAUUUUUUUUUUAUUUUUGUGGCUACGGUGGGUCUUCAUUGCUGCACACAGGCUUUCUCUAGUUGUGGUGAGCAGGGGCUACUCUUCGUUGCGGUGCGCGGGCUUCUCAUUGUGGUGGCUUCUCUUGUUGCGGAGCACAGGCUCUAGGCACGUGGGCUUCAGUAGUUGUGGCGCAUGGGUUCAGUUGCUCCGGCAUGUGGGAUCUUCCCGGACCAGGGCUCGAACCCAUGUCCCCUGCAUUGGCAGGCGGAUUCUUAACCACCGCACCACCAGGGAAGCCCCUGGAUCUUUUUUUUUUUAAUUGAUCCCAUUCUUUGAAAGCCUUAUAGUUUGUAGGCACUGAAUUUAUGACUAUACAGCUAGUGUUUCUGAAAGGACAGGAAUUAAAAAGCUGCAGUGACCUCCCACCAGUGCAGGACCAGUUCCAUAUUCUCCCGUGUGCCAAUGGGCAACGUGUCUUAGUGGCCUGAAUACACAGGAUCCCAGCUCUCUACUAUGGGAGACCUAAUCUUGCUGGUCUUGGAUACAAAACAAGGUCUCCAGGCCUUUUGAUAAAAUUAAUUAGCAUUUCUCUCUGCCUUAUCUUGUUAAUUGAGAUUUUACAGGCUAUCAUAUAGGCCAUUAUUAUAGAAAGCAGGACAGAGCGCUUUUCCUUCCUCUCAGUCCCUUUUCCUUCCCUCCAAAUUACUGUAUUUACGGAAACAAUAUGCUUUAGUAAGCAGGAUACUUUCCUCUUUUUUUUUUUUUGGCUGCGUGACUUGUGGAAUCUUAGUUCCAUGACCAGGGGUUGAACCCGGAACCCGGGUCCUCGGUAAUGAAAGCACCCAGUCCUAACCACUGGACCACCAGGGAAGUCCCGACACUUUCCUCUUCACAUACUUCUUACUGAACCAAAUCUGUUUCACGUUCCUUGAGGCAGGUAUUGUUUUUCUAAUUAUAAUUUUACACAGAUGAUGUUCUAUGUAUAGUGAGGGCGAGGGAAUAAAAGAGGUUUGGGGAAAUUCAAGGAGCAGUUCUGGGUAGAUUGUAUAGAAUAGGGCAAGUACAAGUUGAAAAUCCUCGGCUGUGGCCCUGUCAGCAGUGUCUAGCUGUGUGAGAUCCAGGAAAGCAUGUAUCACUAGGUUUUGCUUUCUUUAACAGAAAAUCUGCAAUGAAUGGGACUGGGUUCAAUGGGAUGAUUUCUUUCUUUUCUUUUUCUUGAGACACUGUACGUACAGCCUGUUUGGCCUUCCUUCAGACCCUUGAACAUGAAAUGUUUUUUCUCAGAGCCUUUAGAGAUGCUGCUUCAUCUGACUACUCCCAAACCCUUCUCUCUGCCCGUUCCUCACACAGCCCUUCCCAUGGUUAAUCCCUACUCAUGCAUCAGCAAGUACUUCCUAAGGAAAGAUUUCCCUACUCGCCCUUAGCUAUGGGCUCCCAUAGCACUGUCCUUCCCCUCCAUUACACUUAUUAUGCUUGUGGUUAAAUGAUCACUUGUUUCAUGGUGACCUUCUCAGCUAGAAAUUAAGCUGAAGGCAGUGGCCACAUGUCGAUAUUUAGUUUCAUACUUUGCACAUAAUAGUCAUGUAAUAAAUGUUUACAGAAUGAAGUAGUAUAUGUAAAUACACUAAAGAAUUUCAUGUAAAAUUUCAGGACAUUUACAGAUUUUCCAGUAUCUAUAUACUUUACUUUUUCUUUUAGGUCCUAUAUUUUUUUUUUUUCUUUUUUUUUUAAAUUUUGGCCAUGCCGGGUCUUAGUUACAUCACGUGGGCUCUUAGUUGCAGCAUGCAGACUCUUGGUCGCAGCAUGCAUGCAGGAUCUAGUUCCCCAACCAGGGAUCGAACCUGGGCCCCUUGCAUUGGGAGCACAGAGUCUGACCCACUGGACCACCAGGGAAGUCCCGUAGGUCCCAUAUACUUUAAAAUUAUUUAUUUAUUUAUUUAUUGUUAUUAAAGUACAGUUGAUUUACAAUGUUUCAGGUAUACAGCAAAGUGAUUCAAUUAUAUAUAUAUUAUAUAUAUUCAGUUAUAUAUAUAUACAGUAGGUUAUUACAAGAUAUUCCCCGUGCUAUACAGUAGGUCCUUGUUAUUUACCUAUUUUAUAUAUAGUAGUGUGUAGCUGUUAAUCCCAAAUUCCUAAUUUAUCCCCCCCCUUCCCCCUGGUAACUGUAAGUUUAUUUUCUAUGUCUGUGAGUCUAUUUCUGUUUUGUAAAUAAGUUCAUUUGUAUCAUUUUUUUAGAUUCCACAUAUAAGUGAUAUCAUAUGGUAUUUGUCUUUCUCUGUCUGACUUACUUAGUAUGAUAAUCUCUAGGCCCAUCCAUGUUGCUGCAAAUAGCAUUAUUUUAUUCUUUUUUAUAGCUGGGUAAUAGUCCAUUGCAUAUAUGUACCACAUCUUCUGUAUCCAUUCAUCUGUUGAUGAGCAUUUAGGUUGCUUCCAUGUCUUGGCUAAUGUAAAUUAUGCUGCUGUGAACACUGGGGUGGAUGUAUCUUUUUGAAUUAGAGUUGUUGUCUUUUCGGAUAUAUGCUCAGGAGUGAGACUGCUGGAUCAUAUGGUAGCUCUAUAUUUAGUUUUUUGAGAGACCUCCAUACUGUUCUCCAUAGUGGCUGUACCAAUUUACAUUCCCACCAACAGUGUAGAAGCUUCCGAAAAGGAGAAAACUCCACACCCUCUCCAGCAUUUAUUAUUUGUAGACUUUUUGAUGAUGGCCAUUUUGACUGGUGUAAGGUGAUACCUCACUGUAGUUUUGAGCUGCAUUUCUCUAAUAGUUAGUAACGUUGAGCAUCUUUUCACGUGCCUGUUGGCAAUCUGUAUGUCUUCUUUGGAGAAAUGUCUAUUUUAGGUCUUCUGCCCAUUUUUUGAUUGGGUUGUUUUUUGUUUUUUUUUUGAUAUUGAGCUGUUUAUACAUUUUGGAAAUUAAUCCCUUGUCAAUUGCAUUGUUUGCAAAUAUUUUCUCCCAUUCUGUAGGUUGUCUUUUCGUUUGUUUUUUUUUUUAACAUCUUUAUUGGAGUAUAAUUGCUUUACAAUGGUGUGUUAGUUUCUGCUUUAAAACAAAGUGAAUAAGCUAUACAUAUACAUAUAUCCCCAUAUCUCCUCCCUCUUGCGUCUCCCUCCUGUCUUUUUGUUUUAUGAUUUACUUUGCUGAGCAAAAGCUUUUAAAUUCAAUUAGGUCCCAUUUGUUUAUUUUUGCUUUUGCUUGCAAUACUCUAGGAGACAGAUAAAAAAAAAUUGCUGCAAUUUACAUCAGAGUGUUCUGCAUAUGUUUUUUUCUAGGAGUUUUUUUUUUAUAAUUUAUUUUUUGGCUGCAUUGGGUCUUUGUUGCUGCGCACAGGCUUUCUCUAGUUACAGCGGGCAGGGGCUACUCUCCGUUGUGGUGGGCAGGCUUCUCAUUGCAAUGGCUUUCUUGUGGUGGAGCACGGGCUCUGGGCACGCAGGCUUCAGUAGUUGUGGCUCGUGGGCUCCAGAGUACAGGCUCAGUAGUUGUGGCGCACGGACUUAGUUGCUCCGCGGCAUGUGGGAUCUUCCCGAACCAGGUAUCAAACCCGUGUCCCCUGCAUUGGCAGGAGGAUUCUUAACCACUGUGCCACCAGGGAAGUCCUUUUCUAGGAGUUUUAUAGUAUUCAGUGUGACAUUUAGGUCUUUAAUCCAUUUUGAGUUUAUUUUUGUAUAUGGUGUUAGAGGUUUCUUAACUUUUUAUUGAAAUAUACAUGCAGAAAAGAGCACAGUUCACAUAAAAGUGACUUUUCACAAGUUGAACAUGCUCAUGUACUUAGUACCUCCAUCAAGAAACAGGGCAUAACCAGCCCCUAGAAGCUCUCUCUGCCCAUGCUCCCUUACAGUUCUACCCUCAACCCAUCCCACCAAGGGGAUCCACUAUCUAAUCAGAACUCUUGGUUGUAAGUGACAGAAACUCAACUCAUGCUGGCUUAAGCAAAAAUGGAGUAUUUUCCCCAACUGAAAAGUACAUGGGUGAAUCUUGGCACAGCUGGAUCUGGUGCCGUCAGCUUGCUCAUGGGCUCCCAGUCUUUCUUUUCUCUGCUCAUUUCUCUCCUAUAUUGGCUUUAUACCCAGGCAAUUUCCCUCUUCCCUUCAGAUCUGCAAAAAUCCUGGGAUUAGACUUGGGGCUGAUGUCCGUUCCUAAGCCAGUUGCUGUGGCAGGGAGAUAGUGUGUGGAAUAUACAGAUGAACCAGACUUGAGACACAGGACUCCCUAAGAACCAGGGGGUGGUGGGUCAGCCCUACCCAAACCACACGUGCUUUAUGUGGGUGAGGGGUGGUUCCUCAAAGAAAAAUCUAGAGGCUGUUACCAAAAGAAGGGGAAAUAGGUUCUGAAUGAACACAGACAGCCCUGUCCAAUGCACCUGUGCAGUACCGAGCCCACACUAGGUACCUGAGAACAGAUGCUCCCUUGCAAAAACCCACCAUCCCAACCCUCAAGUUGCUCACAGGCAAGAAGGAGAGGCAAAGUGUCACACAGGGCAGAACGGUGUGUGCCUGGAGAGAGGCAGGGAUGAGGUGUCUUCAGAGAUGCUGAGAUGACUUCUGGUGGGACUCAGGGCUGGGUACUCACAGUGGAGGGGUAGGAGAGCAUGGAGCUUGCUGGAGGAACAGUAGUGAUUCCAGAUUAUCUGAAAUAUAAGAUGCUUGCUGGGAAUAAUGGGAAGUGAAGUUGGAUAGCUGAAGGUUGCUGAGUAGGAGAAUGGCAUGAUCAAAUGUGGGGACUUCCCUGGUGGUCCAGUGGUUAAGACCCCACGCUUCCACUGCAAGGGGCAUGGGUUCGAUCCUGGGUUGGGGAACUAACUGCAUGCCAAGCGGCUGGCUGAAAAAAAAAAAAAAAAAGGGAUUUAUUGUGAAAUAUCUUUUCUCAGCUAUUUCACUCCCCUCCCAGGGGAAGCUAAUAUGGUCACUGUCUUGUAUAAACUUCCAGGGUUACCUAAUCCUUAUUCAAGCUCUGUGUAUUAUUUUGACAAAAGUAAAUUUUAAAAAUGCUUUAUGACAAAAAAUUUUCAGUGACUUGAGAUAGACAACUGUAAGGUGGUCCUGGUUAUCAGGGUAGGAAGAGGAAUUUUAUAUUCCUUCAGUGGCCUCUUGCACUUUACUCCUACCCGUCUCCCUUGAAAUAUAUAAUUAAUUUAAACAUCAUCAUCAUCACCGUCAAAGACUUUGCGGAAAUUGGAGACAGGGCUGCCUCUGAGGUGGGCUUGGGGGGAGGCAAAGGGGACAGAGAACAUCACUUCCUGUUGACUGAAUGGCCCUUUGCUCUCUGAUGUGGGGCUGUAUCUGCCGGAGGAUGGGGCCCCUUUUCUAAUUUUGACAAAUAAAACCUGAGCCCACGACUCCCUCGCCUGUACCUUUCAAAUUUUAUGCCGCCUCUUUGUAUCACCUUUUCCAAAAAUUAGACAUAUAAUUAAUAUAGACCCACAAAAAAUUAAAAAGAAAAGAAUUCAUAUCAGAGGCAGAUGGCCCUUCCAGGAUGGGGGACUUCAUUGAGCAAAGGCUUAGGAGAGGGGCCACCCAGAGUCCCACGCCUGGGGGUCUGCCACUUGGAUUUAAACCCCUGCCCUGCCCAUUACCAGCUGUAUAUUCAUGUCUCUGCGCCCCACUACCUCAAUUAAAACAGACAGGGAUAGUUUCUACCUCCUAGGGAUUUGGGGAGAAGAAAAUUCAAUCAUGAAGGUGAAGUACCCAUCACAGUGCCUGCCUGACAUGUUCUUUGUAACUUGAACCCUGGGGCAGUUGGUGGGUGCGCUGAAUAUAAGGCACGUUCUCAGAAAACUCCCAGCUGAGACCUGGACUUCUCUGGACACUCUGCGUGGGUAGGAUGUUUCCAUCCCUUUUCUAGUUCUUGAGUUCCAAUCACAGGAUCAGAUAACAGUUCCCGUAUUGUGUGAGUCACUUAAGAAGACCCCUGGCAUCCCUGGAGUGCAUGUAACAAGCACCUUGGCCUGGGAUCAAGAUCCUCCUUACCCAGGGGAGGGCAGGGCUGGCUUGGGCAGCUGUGUUUGGGCCCAGGAAUCAGGGUCCUGUGUUCUGCAGGGAUCUCCCAGGGAUGGGAGAGGCCAGCAGUCUAUGACAGAAAGUGCCAGGAACUUAGAAGUCCUGGGUUGGGGUCCCAGCUUCCCUGCUGUCUCUCCAAGCCUUGGGCCCUUUGUCUAAAAAACUGAGAUCAUGAUGCCCACCUCAGGGGCCGUUGAGUUAAAUCACCUAGCACUUGAGGUAAUUUAUAUCAACAAAUAUGUGUUCUAGUUUCCUCCCUCUCCUGCACCCUGUUCUCAGGAAGCACACCCUCGAGGAGAGGAGGUGACGUGUGCAGAGCAGGUGGGUGGCUGCUGUCCUCGUCUUCAAUGUGAUCCAGGAGUGGGCGAGGUAUCCAGGAGGCAGUUCUGGACUCAGCAGGUGACAGAGCUGUUGGGCAUCCUCCACCCGAUCCUGCAGCCUCCUGAUAAGGGGAAGAGGCCCUGAAAAACCUCCAGGCAUCUCCCAUGGAUCUGUGACCGAGGUGGGCAGCUCUCCCAGCAGCCCUGGACAGCAGCCCCCGGCCGGCGGCAUGUGGCUGCGGCGCAUCUCCAGCACCGCGGUGACCGCGCUCCUGCUGGCGCAGACUGGCCUCCUGCUCUUCCUAGUCUCCCGGCCCAGGCCGCCGUCCCCGGUGGGUGGCGAGGAGAGGGUGCAUGUGCUGGUGCUGUCCUCGUGGCGCUCGGGCUCGUCCUUCGUGGGCCAGCUCUUCAGCCAGCACCCCAAUGUCUUCUACCUGAUGGAGCCUGCGUGGCACGUGUGGGCCGCUUUGUCGCAGGGCAGCGCGGUGGCGCUACACAUGGCGGUGCGCGAUCUGGUGCGCUCCGUCUUCCUGUGCGACAUGGACGUGUUCGACGCCUACCUGCCGUGGCGGCGCAACCUGUCGGACCUCUUCCAGUGGGCGGAGAGCCGCGCGCUGUGCUCGCCGCCCGCCUGCAGCGCCUUCCCGCGCGGCGCCAUCAGCAGCGAAGCAGUGUGCAAGCCGCUGUGCGCACGACGGCCCUUCGGCCUGGCCCAGGAGGCCUGCCGCACCUACAGCCACGUGGUGCUCAAGGAGGUGCGCUUCUUCAACCUGCAGGUGCUCUACCCACUGCUCAGCGACCCGGCGCUCAACCUGCGCAUCGUGCACCUGGUGCGCGACCCGCGGGCUGUGCUGCGCUCGCGCGAGCAGACGGCCAAGGCACUGGCCCGUGACAACGGCAUCGUGUUGGGCACCAACGGCAAGUGGGUGGAGGCCGACCCGGACCUGCGUGUGGUGCGCGAGGUGUGCCGCAGCCACGUGCGCAUCGCCGAGGCCGCCAUGCGCAAGCCACCGCCCUCCCUGCGCGGCCGCUACCGCCUGGUGCGCUUCGAGGACCUGGCACGGGCGCCUCUGCCCGAGAUCCGCGCGCUCUACGCCUUCGCAGGCCUGAGCCUCACGCCGCAGCUUGAGGCCUGGAUCCACAACAUCACCCACGGGGUCGGGCCAGGCGCCCGCCGUGAGGCCUUCAAGACUACGUCCAGGGACGCGCUCAACGUCUCGCAGGCGUGGCGCCACACGCUGCCCUUUGCCAAGAUCCGCCGCGUGCAGGAGCUGUGUGCGGGCGCACUGCAGCUGCUGGGCUACCGGCCAGUGUUCUCUGAGGACGAGCAGCACGACCUCGCCCUGGACCUCAUGCUGCCGCGCGGCCCGAGCAGCUUUAGCUGGGCAUCGUCCACUGCCCAGCACUCCGGGCCGUAGCAGAGGCCCCCAGCUGUGGCUGGCGGUUGCCAGGAGACUCACGCGUGGUGGGGAAGGAGCUGGGGCGCACGAGGCCGGGAGUUUGGGAGGUCCCCCACGUAGUAGGAAAGGACCGGGUCCGCAGACUAUGUUUCUUUCUCCCCACUUCUUGUUUUUCCUUUGAAUCCUCUUUAGGAGCUAGAUUCCCGCCACACACACUCUUCAUGGAAAGCAGACUCGUGCCCCCACUUCCUCUGGGCGCAGGGAAUAAGUUCAGAUGACUUGGCUCCUACUCCAGCACUUUCUUUCCCCUUAAGUCUCUGUUGGGAUGCCUCAUCCUGCAGCUGAGAAGGCUGUCCCGGCCCUGCCUGGGAGUGGAGGGACGCUGUGGUGAGCUGGUCCCUGAAGUCGGUACAUCUCCCCCUACACACACCCCGUGCCUCUGGCACCACACACCACCAAAGCCAGUGCUUUUAUAUUCACCUGUAUCUUCAGUAAGAAAUCAGCCAAGGUGCCUCUAUCUUGUGGUCUCCCCUUAGUCUCUCUCUACCCCAAUCUCCUGGGAGCCCACAUGCCCCCAUCACCUGCCCAGGGAAGGUGAACUUUGAUUUGUCCAGACAGGAAAGAUCCUACCCACAGAAAUAAACAUAAUUCACCUGUAUGAUACAGAUUAGAGUUUACAGCCUGUAAAGUUUGACAAGCAAAAGCGAAGGGACUUGUCCAAGGCCACACGAUGAGAAGGAGGAUGAAGGGAGGAGGGGGGGUUUGCUCCGGGCCCGCAGUGGGGAGGAGAGGGUGAGUCAGGCUUGCAGAGGCCUGUCUCCUGGACGAAGAAGGGUCAGGUGUUCCCAUCUUAUUUGCUCAAGGGAUCAGCCAGCAGCCAUGGCUAGGGCCACAACUGCGAGGUGAGAUGUGGGAAGUGGUGAGCUCUGGGUCCAGGGUGCAGAAUCUAGGGAGCCUCCUAGAUAAGCCUGGAGGGAGGCAGUGAGGGGGAAAAGUGGAGAGAGAGAAGGCAGGGCAGGCCAGGGCAGCAAGCCAGGCAGAGCGUGUGGCAGAGCAAAAGGUUGGCAGCAAGAUCAGUGCCUGGAGGGCAAGUCGCAGGGUGAAUGUAACUAGAUAAAGCUUGCCAGGAGCUUGGAAGAAAAAAGGCUCUGGAGUGGUUGUCUUCCUGUGGUCCUUAUGUGCCAGGCCCUGGAGAAGAGCAAAGUACGAUUCCUAGCUACGAGCCACAACACCUGGCUCUAGUGGCAAAGCGUCUUAUUAAAUGGAUGCUGGAUUUAAAAAAAGGAGGGGUGGGUAGGGGGAUGCCGGAUGUGUAGAGGGCUAGUCCUGAGCUCAGGAAAUGAAAGCCAGCCAUGCUUUAAAAAUGUUUAAAAGAAAGGGGGAAAAAAGGUCACAGCACCUCUAGGAAGGACAGAGAAGCAGAUUUGAGUCCACACAAAUAGAAUACCCCAAAUCACACUGGGAUACAGAGUUGGUCUGGAGACUGACAGUUGCCACCAGAACUCCUGUGCCCGUUACCUCUGGAAGUGAGGGAGCUGCCCUCAUCAUUGCCAUCAGUCACCGGAAGGGAUCCUGGAGAUCUGGCUUCUGAUUCUCAGCCUGGGUGUGGCCUUGGAUUGGUGAGACCUGGAUCGUAGACCCACAUCCUCGCUGCAAAGCAGCAGGUCGAGGGCAAUCUGGCACUUUUCAUUUCUUUUCUUGCAGGGAGCAGAGGUAUACUGACCUUGAAGCUGAAGCUUCAGGAUGCCUCAGUUGGGGAUCCGUCAAGCUGUAGAAACUUCAGGCCCCAUAAAGCCCCCAUCUGCCACUGCUCACAGUAGCAUGGAGAAGGUAUUUAAAACCCAGAAUUUAUUAAUGGAGACUUCGGCUUAGAAAAACUAAGGUCACAUAGCUUAAUAUAUAGGCUGGAACUCAAACUCAUAUCUUUGACUUCAAUACUUAUGGUUCUAACAAGGAAACUGAAAUGGGGAUGCAGCAGAGGACUCCAUCACAGGCUUGGAAAGCCAGAUCAUUACCCAGAGACGUGGGUCUCUGGGUCAGGGAGUGGUCCUGGCAUUUUGUUUGUUUGUUUCCAGUUUUAUUGAGAAAGAAUUAACAUACAUCACUGUAUAAGUUUAAGGUGUACAACAUGAUGGUUUGAUUUACAUGUAUUGUGAAAUGAUUACAACACUAGGUUUAGUUAACAUCAGUCAUCUCAUUUAGGUACAAUAAAAAGAAAAGAAAAACACAAUUAAAAAUUUUUUAGGGCUUCCCUGGUGGCACAGUGGUUGAGAGUCCGCCUGCCGUUGCAGGGGACGCGGGUUCGUGCCCUGGUCCGGGAGGAUCCCACGUGCCGCGGAGCAGCUGGGCCUGUAAGCCAUGGCCACUGAGCCUACACAUCCGGAGCCUGUGCUCUGCAACGGGAGAGGCCACAACAGUGAGAGGCCCGCGUCCGGCAAAAAAAAAAAAAAAAUUUAAGUUUAUAACUGUUACAAGAGAUGAAGAUUUAAUACCUCCAUCUCACCUCAUCUUCUCUCCAAACUUUUAUUAUACUUUUAAUUAUAUAAUUGACCUACAGUACUGCAUUAGUUCCAGGUGCACAACAUAGUUACUUGAUGUUUCUAUAUGUUACAAAAUGAUCACCACCAUCCUGGCAUUUGUCUGCAGACAUCUCAAGGACCAGAAUGAUGAAUGGUGGGCAGUUGGCUGGGACAGUGGGGCCACUGGGGAUAAAAGCAGCCUGCUGGCCCUGCCUGGAAGGAAUGCAUUGUUAAGUGGAGGAGUCGGCUAGGAAGUCUCCAGCAAUGUGGUAUGUUCAGGCAAAGAAGGUUGAGCAAGAGGUUCAUGGAGCCAGAGGUUAAGAACAGGGAGACACUGAUCCCUAGUGGGGUUCAGGAAGGCAUUUGGGGUGGGGCUUAGAGCCCAGCCUGAUAGUAGCAUCCCACAAGUUUCAUUUGCCCCUGCUUGGGUCACCGAUGACACAAUUAACGGCCUUUGUUAUGUGACUCAUCCGUUCUCACCUGUCUCCCAAGGUUCCAUGAUAGCGAUGACUGGCUCUUGGAUGUGGCUCCCUGCACAUGGGGCCCUCUGGGCAAGCCUCUGCAUGAGCUACAGGGCGCAGCAGGUUCCGAGCAAGCCUCUAGGUGAACCCACAUCAGGUUUCAGGACAAAGAUAGGCAGUGCCAGUCCAGUGUUUCAAUGAGUCAGUCCAGGGCUAAGCCCUGGGGACAUAGUCACAGCCCUUGCUCUUGUGGGGAGUGCAGAUGUUAAAUAAAUAGUCCUACAGAUAAAUAUGCAUAAGUGUCGCUUGUGCUCUAAGAAUAAAUAAGAAUGGGUAGAGGGUGACCUACUUUAGUAUGGAGAGUCAGGAAAACAUUUUCGAAAAGGAAACGUUUGGUUUGAAUAGAUAGGGACUUCCCUGGUGGUCCAGUGGGUAACACUCUGCGCUCCCAAUGCAGGGUGUCCGGAUUCAAUCCCUGGUCGGGUAACUAGAUCCCACAUGCAUACCGUAACUAAGAAGUCCGCAUGCCACAAUUAAAGAUCCUGUGUGCCACAACUAAGACCCGGCACAGCCUAAAUAAAUAAAUAAAUAUUUUUAAAAAUAGGUAGGAGUUAAUUGAGCAUAGGAUGAAGAGGCAGAGAGAGACUGAGGGAUUGGUCUCUUUGGAAUCAAGGUUCCUUGGCAAAAUAAAAGAAUCAGUCCUGGGAAUCCAAGCACAUGGGAUGGGAGAGGACCCAGGACGCGACUGAGUUUGUGUGUCUAUGGUAAAGAGGACUAGAAGUAGAACUGAUGGAUCAAAGGGCAUCCACGUUUUAAAUAUGGAAUUGCCAAAUGGAGUACUGACUUACGUUCUCUGGAAUGGUGUCAGGAAGGCCCUUGUCACCCUUUUCUAUUGACCCCCUCCCCAUCAUCUGUACAGGGUAAAUCAUUCUCAUUUUUAACCUACCUGAUGGAAUAUUAUGCAGCAGUAAAAUGAAAUGAACUAUCAAACCAUGAAAAGACAUUCAGGAGGGAACCUGAGUGAAAGAAGCCAGUCUGAAGAAGCUACAUUUACUAUGAUUCCAACUAUAUGACCUUCUGGAAAAGGCAAAGCUAUUCAGACAGUAAAAAGAUUAGUGGUUGUGAGAAAUGGAAUAUUUCCUGCCAUAUCAGUAAACAAAGGAUGUCACAGCCACCAGCGAUUGCAACAGAGCUGGUGAGCCCUGAGGGAACUCAGGAAGGAAAGAAUACCUGCCAUCUAGCAGCCAUCAGACUGCAGCCACUCCCCAUGGUGCACUGUGAGGAAACCCAGGAUGUGAAAAUACAGGAUACUGGCCCCAGAUAGCUGAGGUGCAUAUCAAAGGAAUGAUUUCAGUGAGCCCAGGCUCUUGCAUCUUCCCAUACAUAGAAAAGCUCUAAAUUCCUUAACUUGACAUAUCUGGUUUCCCAAUUAACAGUAAUCUUUUGAUGUUCCCGACUACCUUCCCCUUGUUGCAAAACUCCUGUGUAUUCUAGCUCCACUCACCUCCUCGGAGCAGUUUCUCAGAGCUAUCUGAAAUGCUGUCUCCUGGGUUGCAGUCCUCAUUUUGCCCCAAAUAAAACUUAACUUGCAGCUCUCACGUUGUGCUUUUUUUUGAGGUACGCGGGCCUCUCACUGUUGUGGCCUCUCCCGUUGCGGAGCACAGGCUCUGGACGCGCAGGCCCAGCGGCCAUGGCUCACGGGCCCAGCCGCUCCGUGGCACAUGGGAGCCUCCUGGACCGGGGCACGAACCCGCGUCCCCUGCAUCGGCAGGCAGACUCUCAACCACUGCGCCACCAGGGAAGCCCUGUGCAUUUUUUUUAAGUCAACAGUUGCCAGGGGUUGUGGGUGGAGGGGAGGGAUAAAUAGAUGGAGAAUAGAGGAUUUUUAGGGCAGUGAAAAUGUGCUGUAUGGUGCUCUAAUGAUGGAUAUAUGCCAUGGAUGACAUGUACAUAUAAUGAUGGAUAUACAUUUGUCCAAACCCAUGGAAUGUGCAACACCAAAACUGAACUCUAAGGUAAACUAUGGACUUUGGCCGAUUAUGAUGUGUCAUUGUAGGUUCAUCCUCGGUAACAAAUGUACCAUUCUGGCGGGAGAUGUUAAUGGAGGAUGCUGUGAACUGUGUGAGUGCAGAAGGUAUAUGAGAAAUCUCUGUAGUUCCCUCUCAAUUUUGUUGUAAACCCAAAGCUUCUCUAAAAAAUAAAGUCUUUAAAAAACAAAACAAAACUAGAGCAAAAGCCUUAGUAGCCUCAGGAGGGUAUAGGAAUGCUGCUGAAAUGGGAGGAGUUGGCCAAGAACACAGAGCCCACCACAGCCCGGACUUUGAAUUUUCCCAGGGUGGCAAGCCCUUAGAGCCAGCUGAGUAUUUUCUCUCUUGGGGUUAAAUCUGGAGAACCUGGUUGGCCAUGCAAAUCUGGUGCUGUCCUGAUCCCAGUCUUCAGAUCCUCCACAUCUCCAUUCAUUCAUUCAACACACAUUAUGGAUUGAGCCCCAGCCAGUUUUUUUUUUUUUACUUUUUUUUUUUUUUUUUUUUUUUUUUGCGGUACGCGGGCCUCUCACUGUUGUGGCCUCUCCUGUUGCAGAGCACAGGCUCCGGACGCGCAGGCCUAGCGGCCAUGGCUCACGGGCCCAGCCGCUCCACGGCACGUGGGAUCCUCCUGGACCGGGGCACGAACCCGUGUCCCCUGCAUUGGCAGGCAGACUCUCAACCACUGCGCCACCAGGAAAGCCCCAACCAGUUUUAAAGGGAAGGAUCAUGGGGAUUAGGAAUGUCUGCGUGCAGGGGUGUGAGUUGCAAUUUUUAAUGGCGUGAUCAGUGUAGGUCUCAUUGUGAAAGUGACAUUUGAGCAAAGUCUUGAAAGAGGUAAAGCAGUUAAUUUAGGGAUAACUAUGGGUAAAUUGUACUGUAGAAAGAAAUAGGUAAUACAAAAAUCCUAAGGAGGGAACACAUCUGGAAUAUUGGAAGAACAGCAAGGGGCUACUGAGUCUGGUGUGGUAGGCCAGAGAAAGAAUUCUAGGAGAUGGGGAGAGAGGGGGUCAGAUUAUGUACGACCUUGCAGGCCUUGUGAGGACUUUGGCCUUUAUUUGGCGUGAGAUGAAGGGUGUCCAAAGCCACUUUUGUUCUAUGGCCCUCCUUAGUUGAAUAAAUAAAUAUAAAUAUAAUGUUAUAUAUAUGUGACAUAAUAUAUAAUAUUUAUAAUGUCAUAGAUAUUAAAAAAAAUAGAACAAGUACCCAAAAUAUUUCAUUAUCAUUUUACUGCCUUUGUUAAUAUCCUGAAUUAGUAUAUUGUUAGUUUUGCAAGUUUUUGAACUGGAUUAAAUUGAAUCACAGUGUGGGCUUCUUUUUUCUGCAACUUAGAUUUUCCCCUCAAGUUUACAUUCCUGGGAUUCAUCAUGUUGUUGCUUACAGCUUUACGUCAUUUCUUUCCACUACUCGAUAGUAUUUUAUUGAAAAUAAUACAAUUUUAUUUAUCCAUCUCAAUGAAUACUUGGCUUGUUUUUAGUUAUGUACUGUUACAGUGCUACUAGGAACAAUCUUGUCUGUAUCUCCUUGUAUGAAUGCUAUAGGAUAUUUACCUGGGAGUGAAAUUGCCAGAUCAUGAACAUCUCCAUUCAACAUUAUUCCAGAUGGUUAUAUCUGUUUACACCUCCAGAGUUCCAGCUGCCAUGCAACCUCAGUAACAAUCGGAUUCUCAGACUUUUAAAUAUUUGGCUGUUGUGUGGUUGACAAAUGAUACCUCAUUGUGAUUCAUUUUGUGUUUCACUGAUUAAUGAGGUUAAGCAUGUUUUCCUGGGGUUUUUUUGGCCAUUUGUAUUUCUCUUUGAUGAAGUACCUCUUCAGGUCUUUUGUCUCUUCAUCAUUUGCUUAUUGAUUUUUAGGAGUGCUAAAUGUUAUUCCUAUGUCAGUUAUACGUAUUGCAAAUAUCUUCUUCCAGUUUGUGGCUUGUCUUUAUACUUUCUUUGUGGUAACUCUUGAAUAAUACAAGGUCUUAAUUUAAAGUAAUUAAAUUUAUCCAUCCUUUCCUUUAUGGUCUUUGCUUUUUGUAUCUAGUUUAAGAACUCUUUCACCAUCAUGAGACAUAAGGAUAUUCAACAUUGCCGUCUAAAAGUUUUAUAGUUCUGCAUCUCACUAUAAGUGAAACAAGGAGGGUGUGGAUGUCUAAAAAACAAACAAAAACACCUAGUUUUUGUUUGCUUUAUAUUUGCUUCAUAAUUUUCUUGCAGGUUUGUGUCUUUCCUGGAGUUUGUAUUGUUUUUCAGUGUUUUCCCAUUGAGAGAAGAAACAGGUACCUUCUUCACCGUGUCCCUAAAAUUUUGAGAUUAACGAUUUUGUCUAUAGCUGAAAUCAAUUCCAUUAUUUUUCCUGAGGAUACUCUUUCUUCUGUUCUAAUCUGGUUAGGUGGCUGCUAAGACUUGCACAGAAGGCAAUCUAACAUUCCUGGUUAAAUCCACCAUUCCUUAUACUGCCCAUCUUUUUCUUUCUUAGUCAUCACUCUUUUACUUCGCUGGAGUACAUACUCAGCUUCCAUAGAAAGGGCACAUGUGGGACUUCCCUGGUGGCGCAGUGGAUAAGACUCCACGUUCCCAAUGCAGGAGGCCCGGGUUUGGUCCCUGGUCAGAGAACUAGAUCCCACAUGCACACCGCAACUAAGAGUUCACAUGCCGCAACUAAGGAGCCAGCAAGCUGCAACCAAGGAGCCCACCUGCUGCAACUAAGAUUUAGCACAACUGAAUAAAUAAAUAAAUAUAUAUUUUUUUAAAAAAAAAAA
Messenger RNA from Orcinus orca (killer whale), 15893 nucleotides. It is a transcript of the gene CHST6, whose product is annotated as carbohydrate sulfotransferase 6. Lineage: Eukaryota; Metazoa; Chordata; Mammalia; Artiodactyla; Delphinidae. Gene Ontology annotation, molecular function: N-acetylglucosamine 6-O-sulfotransferase activity. The coding region runs from base 6977 to 8164 and encodes 395 amino acids. Gene Ontology annotation, biological process: N-acetylglucosamine metabolic process; carbohydrate metabolic process; keratan sulfate proteoglycan biosynthetic process. Gene Ontology annotation, cellular component: Golgi membrane. The transcript is spliced from 3 exons. The record is from RefSeq and is a predicted model, not a curated record.